CAAAGCGACGGCAGUCGUCUAUUCCAACAUUUCGAGGGGAGCAAUUCCUCUCGCUAACCUCGUCUGUCUCUACCCACUGCUUCGCCCCCAUGACUACACUUGCGAGCACCCGCGAAACGGUUGCGAAGGAACUCUCAGCCUCGAUCUGCCCGGAAUACAACAACAUAAUCGCGUUAGUGAGAGAUAUUAGAAUCCGGUGCCCUCGAGCGCUCUCCGUCCGUCCGACGGACCGGCCAAACACCUCCGGCAGCACGCGUGGGGCCGAUGCUAUUAGGGCUAAUUCAUCAAUUGAAAUCCCGGUACUUUUGCGCUCUUGCGGGCGGGAGCCAAUGAGCUAUGUUUUGACUGUUGGAUUGGCAAUCGUGCUAUUGCAUUCAGGGCGGAUCGAGGCUGAGAAGCGGUGCGCCCUUUCCUGUGCUGUACAUGUACACCGGUGCCAUGUUCUGCUGUCGCCGCAGUUGGAAAGCAUUCUGCAACCGUCGGAGCCACAAGUGCGCACACAGUGCGUCUUCCCAAAAAGCUUAUCAAGUCGAAACCGCCACCAUUAUUUCGCCGCGAGUCCCGAUGCAGCCCGAUGCCGGUCGUGCAGGAUAUGUUGUGCGGGAGACACUUUUCGUACGGACUUCCGGGCGGCCGCGGUCGAGACUGGUCGAGAGCGCCAAUUUUCGAGUCACACAGACAGACAGACGAACGGGAGGCCGCAGCGGGAUUAUCCACGUUUUUACUCACAGACCUACUGUGUGUACCAGGAGAUAUGAGUAUACAGGAAGUUAGUAGAUUCAUUCCCCUUCUACGGACGGAGUUAUCCAAAGCCACUGCUUCCUUUCGUGUCCGAGACGGCUAAGCUUGCGAGGAAC
Fimicolochytrium jonesii is the source of this 857-nucleotide messenger RNA. RefSeq lists its product as uncharacterized. The transcript is spliced from 2 exons. The record is from RefSeq and is a predicted model, not a curated record. Lineage: Eukaryota; Fungi; Chytridiomycota; Chytridiomycetes; Spizellomycetales; Powellomycetaceae. Bases 90 to 758 code for a protein of 222 amino acids.